Molecule: messenger RNA, 1439 nt
Organism: Loxodonta africana (African savanna elephant)
Lineage: Eukaryota; Metazoa; Chordata; Mammalia; Proboscidea; Elephantidae
Gene: MFAP2
Product: microfibril associated protein 2
Exons: 8
Coding region: 464-1015 (183 amino acids)
Biological process (GO): embryonic eye morphogenesis
Cellular component (GO): microfibril
Source: RefSeq, a predicted model, not a curated record
UGGGAGCAGGUGGUGGGGUUGGCAGAGCUGCUAAGGCCAGGCCAGGGCUGGGGUCCCGAGGACAAGACGGGGGUCAGAGAUUCACAUGGUCAGUGCAUUAGACGCCUGGAGAGGUGCUAGGCCAGAGGGUUGGCUUAGGUGGGGUGAGCAAAGUAGGGUCAGGGUUGGUAAGGAUUAGAUAUGUCCCCUGAGUGAGUAGGGGAGGGAGGGGUCAGUUAGUUGCUCAAGAUCAGCACCCUUGCCAGGUUGGAGGCCUUGUCCCUUGUGACUUGAGCACCAGGAUCAUCCUUGAAGUGGUUCCCCAACCCUCCAGAUGGCUGGCUUCUAUUCCCAGCUGCCCAUCUCCAGGCUGAAUUCAGGGGACCAGAGGUGGGUUCUGCACAGGCCUGGGGUGCAGCCCUCCCCCUCCUCUCCUCCCACCACAGCGCUCUGACGCCAUCCCAGCCCACCUUACUCUGUGACCAUGAGAGUUGCCUACCUCUUCCUGCUAGUCCUGCCUGCAGGCCUGCUGGCUCAGGGCCAAUAUGACCUGGACCCCCUGCCUCCGUUCCCUGACCAUGUCCAGUACACCCACUACAGUGACCAGAUCGACCCCCCAGACUACUAUGACUAUCAAGAGGUGACUCCUCGGCCCCCCGAGGAGCAGUUCCAGUUCCAAUCCCAGCAGCAGGUCCAACAGGAAGUCAUCCCAGCCCCCACCUCAGAACCAGGACAUCCAGAAACAGAGCCCACGGAGCCUGGGCCUCUCGACUGCCGCGAGGAGCAGUACCCGUGCACCCGCCUUUACUCCAUCCACAAGCCCUGCAAACAGUGUCUCCACGAGGUCUGUUUCUACAGCCUCCGCCGCAUGUACAUCAUCAACAAGGAGAUCUGUGUCCGCACGGUAUGUGCCCACGAGGAGCUCCUCCGAGCUGACCUGUGUCGCGACAAGUUCUCCAAGUGUGGCGUGAUGGCCAGCAGUGGCCUGUGCCAGUCUGUGGCGGCCUCCUGCGCUAGGAGCUGCGGAGGCUGUUAGGGUGGAGCUGGCACCUGUGCCCAGGACCCUUCUCGGAUCCACGGGCCCUCAGGCCUGACCUAGUGCCUUUCUCCCUUUCCCGACAUUCCCUUUAUUCUGUAAGUAAACGUUAGUGGACUAUGGCCCUGGGGCUUGUGGGAGGUUGGGCCUCUGGCCCCUCCUCCAACCUGUGGCCACCCAUGGGGCAGAAUGGAGGCUCCCCACUGCCUAGUUUCUGCCUCCUGGGUGGGGGGCACCCCAGGCCUCUCUUUGUGGGACGCGGGCCUUGAUGUGCCUUCUUGGUCCCUCUGAGGACAGACCCCCCAGAGUUCCAUGAGGUAGGCUAUGUGCCCCCCGCCCCAGCUGGUCUGCUUGGAUUUCCUAUAGCCCCCUGGGCAUGAACCACCUUUGUUUUAUACAAAAUUAAAAACAAGUUUUUACAAAA